AUGGCUUGGCUCGGUUUGGGUAUCUUCUACGGCGGCGUCAUCACCGGGAUUCCAGUAGUGACGGGCGUUGCCGAAGGCGUACAUCACCAGAAAGAACAGAAUAAGGAGGCAGCAAAUGAGACGCGCAUGGUCAAGUUCUACAUGGACGUCUUCUGCGGCGCCAAGAGCAGCAAAAGAAGGGAGCUCGACGGAGGCAUCAUUGUGAUGCACAAAGAAAGAGCCUUCAUCUGCCCCAAGAACGAAGUCUCUGGCUUACCCGCCUCGCCGAAGCCUGGCGUUCCGCCGCCGCACCCUUUUACCGGCUUCUACAUCCAGUACCCGGACGAAGAUCGCAACCCGCGCGAGCGUGGCCUGGUGACGACACUACCGACGGACCCACCGAUGCUGAACUGGCUCUACGUCGACAAGGACGGGCUAUUCGUCACGCAUGGAAACCGCACGCAAAGCAUCGCCCACGUCGUCGGACCGUGGGACUGGACCGAUGACGAGCAAGGCGUCACGCUGGAGGGCUGGGAGGGCUUCGUCGCCGUCGAGCUGGACGAGGACGAGGAGGUCGACGGGCUGAAGUGGCAGCUGUAUUACGAUCGGUGGGACGACAAGUUGCGCAAAGGGACUAUGGUGGACGGGAGGAGGGUGCUGCCGGUGAGCUUGGAGAGGAGGAUGUUGCCCGAGGAGUUGAGGAAGCAGCAGGAAGAGGAGGCGGAACGGAAGAUGCAGGUAAAGAGUACGGGGGAUUUGAAGACCAAGUUGGAUUUGAAAGACCCGAAAGAUUACAAGCCGAGGAGGUAA
Messenger RNA from Lasiodiplodia theobromae, 789 nucleotides. RefSeq lists its product as uncharacterized. The transcript is spliced from 2 exons. The coding region runs from base 1 to 789 and encodes 262 amino acids. Lineage: Eukaryota; Fungi; Ascomycota; Dothideomycetes; Botryosphaeriales; Botryosphaeriaceae. The record is from RefSeq and is a predicted model, not a curated record.